UGGUAUCUAGCGUCCAGCCGCGUGCGUUAGUUCUCAAACAAAAUGGCGGCGGCCGAUGACUUUUAUCUUCGCUACUAUGUCGGCCAUAAGGGCAAAUUCGGACAUGAAUUCCUCGAAUUCGAGUUCAGACCUGAUGGUAAACUUCGAUAUGCUAACAAUUCUAACUACAAGAAUGACACGAUGAUCAGGAAAGAGGUCUACUGUCACAAGGCAGUCAUCGAAGAGCUCAAGAGAAUUAUUGAUGACAGUGAGGUUAUGAAAGAAGAUGAUGCUCUCUGGCCACAGCCUGACAGAGUAGGCAGACAGGAGUUGGAGAUUGUUUAUGGAGAUCAGCACAUUUCAUUCACGACUUCAAAGAUUGGUUCCCUCGUAGACAUCAACCAGUGCAAGGAUCCUGAGGGUCUGCGCUGCUUCUAUUACCUUGUCCAAGACCUAAAGUGUAUGGUGUUUUCACUGAUCGGAUUACACUUCAAGAUCAAGCCAAUCUAAGCUCCUUAUACAAUCCUCUUAGCUCACCACAAACAUCUUUCAUAGAAGAAGUUUAUUUGUACAGAUUGAAACUUCCUACACCCUUGUUUCGUUCCUGGAGAUGUUUAGUGCUUCCGUGGGGAAUUACUAUAAAUAAGAUCUACAAAGUGACUGUGAGAUUCUUCUUCUGUUAAAGCGAUCACAUGGAUGUUGUAGGAGAGAAUUGUUUAUUUAGCCAAUAUGUUUUAACUCCAUCUUUGUAUAUGUUGACCAUACAUAUUCUAGAACUUUCCAUGCUAUUGUAGAUUUUUGGUUUCUUUUUAUUAAUAAAUUGAUUCGCCUGGUUUAUUUACUUUUA
This is a messenger RNA of Nematostella vectensis (starlet sea anemone), 826 nucleotides long. Its product is annotated as protein mago nashi homolog 2. The transcript has 6 exons. Bases 43 to 489 code for a protein of 148 amino acids. Gene Ontology annotation, biological process: RNA splicing. The record is from RefSeq and is a predicted model, not a curated record. NCBI's taxonomy places the organism in Eukaryota, Metazoa, Cnidaria, Anthozoa, Actiniaria, Edwardsiidae. Gene Ontology annotation, cellular component: nucleus; catalytic step 2 spliceosome; exon-exon junction complex.